This is a messenger RNA of Abrus precatorius (Indian licorice), 878 nucleotides long. Its product is annotated as ras-related protein Rab7. Lineage: Eukaryota; Viridiplantae; Streptophyta; Magnoliopsida; Fabales; Fabaceae. The record is from RefSeq and is a predicted model, not a curated record. The transcript has 7 exons. Gene Ontology annotation, cellular component: vacuolar membrane. The coding region runs from base 123 to 773 and encodes 216 amino acids. Gene Ontology annotation, molecular function: GTP binding; GTPase activity.
UCUCUCAUAACCUUUACUUGCCACUGCCACUUCCACCAUCUGUUUCCUUCUUUCCCAAUCUUCAGAAAAAUUAAAAAAUCGUUCUUUCUGCUUCUUCUGAUUACCCUUUUUGAGUCUCCAUCAUGGACAUUUCACACCGAAAGAGAACUUUGCUUAAGGUUAUCGUCCUUGGUGAUAGUGGGGUGGGAAAGACGUCUUUGAUGAACCAAUACGUUUAUAGAAAAUUCAGCCAGCAGUAUAAAGCCACGAUCGGGGCUGAUUUUGUUACAAAGGAGAUACAAGUUGAUGACAAACUCGUCACCUUGCAGAUAUGGGAUACCGCAGGGCAAGAAAGAUUCCAUAGUCUUGGAGCUGCAUUUUACAGAGGGGCAGAUUGCUGUGUGUUGGUUUAUGAUGUAAAUAUACACAAAACAUUUGAUACACUAAACAAUUGGCAUGAUGAGUUUCUUAAGCAGGUGUUCUUCAUUUUGGUGUUUGAACAGGGAGAUAUGAACGAUCCUGAAGCAUUUCCCUUUGUAUUACUUGGGAACAAAGUGGAUGUAGAUGGUGGAAAUAGUAGAAGGGUUACUGAGAAAAAAGCAAGAGAAUGGUGUGCUUCUCGAGGAAACAUACCAUACUUUGAGACCUCUGCAAAAGAAGGCUACAAUGUUGAGGAGGCUUUUCUACGUGUUGCUAAAAUUGCACUAGAAAAUGAACAUGAACAGGACAUUUAUUUUCGGGGAAUCUCUGAAACAGUUUCAGAAGCAGAACAAAGAAGUAGUUGUGCGUGCUGAAGUCAGAUAUAUGAUUGCUAAACAUAUUUAAUUUUGUACUCUUAUAGUUUAUUAAGAUGUAUUCAUUUUUUAAUCCCAAAAUUGGUACAUGUCUUAUAGGUUCCA